CCUGUUGCUGAAUUCGCUUGGCGCUGCAUUAUUGCAUGAGGGAAGCGUGUGUUGUGGGCACGUAAAAACAUAACGUUGAGGGAGCGGAGAGGACUUUUCUACUUUGUACAUACAUUAUUUUGUAUAUACUGUUUAUGAUGACUUCAGUUGCUGAUGCUGCCCGCGGUAACCGGGACCGAGUGCAGCCACAGACCACACACACCUCACAGCCACAGAAACAGAUUCAGGCCACAGCAGAACAGAUUCGUCUUGCUCAGAUGAUUUAUGACAAAAACGACGCAGACUUUGAAGGCAAGGUCAAACAGCUCUUUGAGGUCACAGGCCGAAAUCAGGAUGAGUGCAUUGUGGCCCUUCAUGACUGCAAUGGGGAUGUGAAUAGGGCCAUAAACUUCCUGUUGGAGGAGAUCACUGCCAAGGACUCCUGGGAGACUGUUGGGAAGAAGAAGAGCGUGGGGAAGGAAGGCAUGCCGGCAGAGAGCAGAGAGAGGAGGACCGACAGGGAGGCGAGGGGCCGCGGCGGACCGGGUAAACGUGGCCGCGGAACCGGCCGUGCGCAAGAAGGCCGCUCAGAGGAAAACGGGUUUGACUCCGUUCAAGGAGAGAGAGCAGGGGAGCGAGGGCGUAGAGGAAGAGGCAGAGGUGCAGGAGGCAGAGGCAGAGGCCGUGGAGCUGGUGUGAAUAGGUUCUCUCAGGGAAUGGGGACGUUUAACCCUGCUGACUACACAAGCUCUGCUGAACCCGGGGAGGCAGCCAACGACACUACUGACAGAGCGGGAACGUGGAGAAGCAAUCUGGAAGAAUGGGCUGCAGAAGACUGGAAUGAAGAUCUCUCUGAGACCAAAGUGUUCACUGCCUCCUUUACACUUGCAUCCCAGGACCACAUACAACCUGGACAGGGGGUAGAUCUGAGUUCUCUUUUGCCUAAAGCGGUGGACGUGGACUCUGAGCUGGCCGGGCUGGAGCCGGCCUCCCCAGAGCCGCUCACGCAGAGCCUCGUGUUCACCAACUCCCAGCAGAACCUGGGCCGAACACACACGCACAGCUACGCCUCGGCCGCUGCCAACAGCUACGCCUCCGCUGCUGCUGGCACCUACGCCCACGCCGCCUCGUCCUUGGGAUCCAAACCAUCUCUAUCUGAUGUACAGAAAGCUGAACCAGUCAGUGUUCCUCGGAUCACCCCUCUGUCCAAUCAGAUGCCUGUUGCCCUGAGCAACGGCAGCUCGGCUGGAGAACCCAGUGCUGCUGGCCCUGCUGCACCUGUACCCUUGGCUUUGAGUGAGCCCAAGAUGGAGGUCCCUCUUACAGGGACUCACUUGGAUCUGAAGUCCCAGCCUGACCCAUCUCCCAUUCUGAGUCAGCUGACCCAGCACCAGAAUCCCAUGCUCCUAUCGGACCUGCCGGCUCAGGGCCGAGACCCCUCCCCCCCGCUGCCCCAAUGCGACACCCACUCCCCUGCACUGAAGCCCCUGGGGGAGGCGGCCGCCCCCACCAUGGUAGAACUGCCCCAGCCCAAACACAUCCGACCACAGAGACGCAGGCUGCCACCUCCUUCCAAGAUCCCGUCUUCAGCUGUCGAGAUGCCCGGCUCUGCUGAUGUGUCCGCACUGAAUGUGCAGUUUGGUGCACUGGAUUUUGCUUCAGAGUCUGCCAUGGAGAGCCCUGGCCAAUCAGAUACAGGCAGCCAAGAAUCCUCUUCUCCUGCUCCGCAGAUCCAGAGCAGCCUGUACUCCAAACCAAGCACUGUUAGUGAGCCGCUGGGUGGUCUUCCCCCAGUCCUGCCCACAGCAGCGGUGGAGCCCAGGUACCCCUCACCGUCUGUGGGCUUAGCCCCAGCCCCAGCCCCCUCUGCCUCCACUUCCUCCAGAACAGAGUCCUCCAGCCUGCGCAAGGACCCCAGCGCAACUUCCACAAGUCCUCUCACGAAUGGAUUUGGCGAAGUACGGACCUCCAUCACGCAAGAUGCUGUCCCCACAAGCACUCCUCAGGCCGUGCCCACAUCUCUGCCCUUGGAGAAUAGCAUGGCCUCUUCGUCCGUACCGUCUUCAUCCUCGUCAGUGGCAGCAACACAGGCCCCAGUGCCCAGCACUGUCCUUCCCUCCCUCAGCAGUCAUGUGAGCAGUGGAACUAUGUUGGGCUCCGCGGUGCCCUCCACCUCUGCUCCCGGAACGGCCGCUGAUGUCAGUGGCUCUCUCUCGGGCCUCUCCACGGGCCCGGCGGUGAGCUCAACCAGCCCAGCGGUCAGCUCCAACGGCCUGGGCGUGGGUGCGCCCAGCCUCGCCUCCAACAGCCCCUCGGUGCCCUCCACUGGCCGCUCCGUUCCACUGCAGGCCGCCGCCGCCACCGCUGGGAAAGCUCCACCUAACCUGACCCAAGGAGUGCCUCCACUGCUGACCAGUCAGUACAUUAUGGGGCCUGGAGGACUGCUCCCCGCAUACCCCCAGAUCUAUGGCUACGAAGACCUGCAGAUGAUGCAGUCACGUCUGCCCAUGGAUUAUUACGGGAUGACCACCUUCCCUGGUGCCACUACCCUUGCUGCCAGAGAUGGUGGAUUAGCCAGCAACCCUUACUCAGGUGAAGCCACCAAAUUCGCUCGCAGCGACGCACCCUCGCCGGCACCCACCACCAGCCUCUCGUCAGUCGCUCCCUCGCAGUCGGAGCCGGGCACGGUGCCCCCACAGGCGCAGGCACCUCCCACCCCUGGCCAGGCCUUCCUGAACCCCCCACUACCCCCGGGCUACGGCUAUACCAGCCUGCCCUACUACGCUGGCAUGCCGGGUGUCCCCAGUGCCUUCCAGUAUGGCCCCACCGUCUUCAUGCCCCCAGCCUCAGCCAAGCAGCACGCCCUGGGUCCGUCGGGCCAGUACCAGCACCAGGGCGGCUAUGGGCAGCACGCCUACGCCUCAGCCUUUGAUGACCUGUCUCAGGCUCAUGCCGGAGGGGAUUAUGGGAAAGGGGGCUAUGGAGGCAGCUCACAGUCACAGGCCAAGCCAAGCAACAGCACAGGAAAAGCACCCGGAUUGUCAGGCUCCACCGGCUCUGAUCUAAGUGCAACCGUGUACAGCAAGACUCAGUCGUUUGAGAAGCAGGGGUUCCCUGCGGCCACCCAGCCCACAUUCAGCCUGCCAUCUGCUUUGGGGGGCACGGGCCCCCUGAACCCCGGAGGGGCCCCUGGCUAUGCGCCCGGCCCCUUCCUCCACAUCCUGCCCGCUCAUCAGCAGCCACCUUCUCAGCUUAUGCACCACCACAUGGCCCAGGAUGCACAGGGCCAACGCAGUCAGUCCAGCAGCAUGCCGAAGAGCCAGGGCAAGUCCGGCUACAGCAGCUCCCCAUACUGGGCCAACUGAUCACAUACUGGAAAUAACUCGCAGUCCAAAUCUCAUACGUCAGUCCUGCAGCUGGCCUGAAGCACACACAGCCACCCUUCUCCCUCACUGUGCCCCCCUCCACAUUUUUCCCUUUUCCCCUGUAAAAUAUUAAUGUAAGUAUUUAUAUAUGCUGUAAAUGUUAAAGUCCAACAUGAAGUGUGCUUGCUCCUCUUUUUUUUUUUUUUUUGGGAAAGAAGUUUUGCUUUUGUUUACUUUUCAAAUUUUGCAGAGAUGUAGCAAAAAGGAAAACUUGAGGGGGGAGAAGUGCGGUGUGAGAACUUGAGUCAUGACAAAGGAUGGAGGAGGGUGAAAGGUGAUCGGGUGGUUUUUGGGAGAGGUUCAUUUUAAAGAAAGUGAAAGCAUUAAAUGCUUGCAUUGUUACAUGGUGGGCUAUUCCAUGGUAAAGGGAAACAACCAGUGUCUGCUGAUUUGUUAUUCUCUUUCACAUUGGCUCCACAAGUCACCAAAAGAAACCCACAAGUUUUAUAUUGAACUCCUGUUGCCCUCUGAAUAAAGAAUCUGAGCUAUUCA
Electrophorus electricus (electric eel) is the source of this 3896-nucleotide messenger RNA. RefSeq names its product ubiquitin associated protein 2b (gene ubap2b). Gene Ontology annotation, cellular component: nucleus; cytoplasm. NCBI's taxonomy places the organism in Eukaryota, Metazoa, Chordata, Actinopteri, Gymnotiformes, Gymnotidae. The record is from RefSeq and is a predicted model, not a curated record. Gene Ontology annotation, molecular function: protein binding.